UUUCAAAAACCCUUCCCACCUUCCACACUUCUCUUUUCUCUUAGCAUCGUUCUUUAUCGUCUCAGGCCAAACCCUUUUACCAAAAAAGCUCUGUUUUGUCUUCUGCAGUUAAGCAGUUACUCAUAUACUGCUUUAUUGAAACGUUAAUUCUUUGGUAUUUGGAUGUGGGUUUUGAGUAAUCUUCAAGUGGAGUUUUGUCAUGUGUAGUUCGAAAUCAAGAGAGUAUGAUCAUUCAACUUUUAACGGCCAUCUGGUGCAACGUUACUGACAAAAUUUGUUAAGAGGUGAUAGUGUUUCUAAUCAGCCUGUCUUUCAGGGUGCUGAGAAAACAAAGUAGGAUUGCUAUUACUUUUUGGUGAGUUGAAGCAAUAGAAGGAAAGAUGCUGCAACACAAAAGAAGCCCUAUUUCCCUUGAGCAUAGCACCAGCCUCACAUCUCUUACACCAAAACGACUUAAGGCCGAUAUGUCUAUUUCCUCCAAGGAGAAGAAGGAGAAGUUUGGCGAACGAAUAGUAGCUCUCCAGCAGCUGGUGUCACCAUAUGGCAAGACAGAUACGGCUUCUGUUCUUUUUGAAGCAAUGGGAUACAUAAAAUUCCUCCAUGAACAAGUGAAGGUGUUGAGCGCACCAUACCUCGGAAGUAUGCCAAUGUCUAAGACACAGGAAUCACAACCUUGCAGCUUGAGAAGCAAAGGCUUAUGUCUUGUGCCAGCUUCAUAUACCGUUGGAGUAGUCAGCAGCAAUGGUGCUGAUAUUUGGGCUCCCAUUAAGACCUCACAAAAGUUCUAGAGAAUGAUAUCGGAUCAACUAUCGAUAGCAUCCCAUUUUAAGGUCUUGAAUUAAUAAUAACACAAAGCAUUUCCAAAAAAAGAAGCCGGAAAGAUGCAUUUUUCGACAUGGAGCUGCAGGUAUGGAUGAUUUUCCUGGCAGGGUGCACUUGAUUUUGUGGUUCAAACGUCUAAGGCUAACCUAUGGCUUGUACUUCUGAUAGAUACUAGUAGCGAGAUCUAAUUUGAGGGCUAAUAUAAGGAUAACAUGAACUAUGUAUCCAGGUGUUAACAGAAAUGUAUAUUGAUGAAAGCAAAGUUAUGUAGUGAUCUUAGCUGGAAAUGUAUCAAGGUUGGACUUGUAUUAUAUGAGAAGCGUUGAGAAACUCUAGAACAACUUAUUAAUUCAGGGACAAUAUUCUUAGGCACUGUCUUUUUUUUUUUGUUGUUGUUGUAAUGAUGUUCAUUUUGUUUAAAUUAUUUUUGCAUUCUUCUCCAAAGGAUGAUAUAAGAAUGA
This is a messenger RNA of Nicotiana tabacum (common tobacco), 1283 nucleotides long. Its product is annotated as transcription factor bHLH153. Gene Ontology annotation, cellular component: nucleus. Gene Ontology annotation, biological process: regulation of transcription by RNA polymerase II. Lineage: Eukaryota; Viridiplantae; Streptophyta; Magnoliopsida; Solanales; Solanaceae. The record is from RefSeq and is a predicted model, not a curated record. Gene Ontology annotation, molecular function: RNA polymerase II cis-regulatory region sequence-specific DNA binding; protein dimerization activity; DNA-binding transcription factor activity, RNA polymerase II-specific.